AGCGGCUUCACCGCUGGGUCGCUGCUGGCCGCUAAUCCUUCCCGCCCUUCCUAGACUAGCUCGGUUGCUUGGUCGAGUCCCCCGGGCCUGUGGACGUUAUUUGUUUUAAAGCAUGGUCUCUGCUGGCCGCGACUGCCGUCGAAAGUGAGAGCUGUUGCUGGCGUGACGUACGCCCUGAUACACUGGCUGUCCAACUCCAGCGCGCUCUUAUCACCACUGUCGAUGCGGCAUCCAAACGAGUACCGAACCGCGCCUUCGCCCCGCUCGAUAUGAAGCGCGGUGCGCUCGACACCUUCUUCAAGCCCGCCGGGCCCAAGAAACCUAAAUACGAAGCGAGCACGGUGAAGUCGACUCACCCGUCCUAUCCCUUUGCCAUCCCGCACCUGCCCGGCCCGUUGAUCGAGACGUUGAACUUCGCACCGGCGGCGGAGGGAAAGCUCAUCAACGAUCAGCUGGACCUCGACCUGGUGUACUAUCAACCAUACGUGCCUAGCGCAAUUGAGAAAGGCAUGUUCGACUUCCUGCGCCAAGAACUCCCCUUCUACCGCGUGCAGUACAAGAUCAACCGCGGGGGCGUCGAAACACUUAUCAACACGCCGCGCUUCACUACUGUGUUUGGCGUUGAUGCUACCUCUCGCUUCGCCGACGAUGGCGAGCUCGUAGACGCGAAGACCGGCAGGAAGGUGGAAGCAGGACGCUACAAGUGCACGCCCCGCCCUAUCCCCCGAUGCCUCGCUCAUCUGAGGAGAUUGACGGAGGGCAGUACAGGCGAGACGUUCAACUUCUGCCUCGUGAACUACUACGCCGAUGGGCAGGACAGCAUCUCGUACCACUCCGACGACGAGCGCUUCCUGGGUCCCAAGCCGGCGAUUGCGUCCUUCUCGCUCGGCGCGAAGCGCGAUUUCCUUAUGAAGCACAAGCCCAUUCCGCCUUCCACCGCCUCCCCUCCCGCCGCGGAGCCAAAGCAGCUCAAGCUUCCGCUGGGCUCGGGGGACAUGGUGCUGAUGAGGGGCAAGACGCAGGCGAGUUGGCUGCACAGUAUUCCGAAGCGGGCGGGCGCAGAGGCGAGCAGGGGGCGGAUCAAUAUUACGUUUCGAAAGGCACUGGUGAAGGGCGGGACGGAGAAUUAUUAUCAGUAUAAUGUGGGAGGCGGCGGGGUGUUCAGGUGGGAUGCGCGGUCGGGGAAGAUGAUGGCCUGGAGCGAGGGUGCUGGUGCUGCGAAUGGGGCACAGAAUGGAGCGGGGACCGCAACUGCAGAGUAG
Trematosphaeria pertusa is the source of this 1262-nucleotide messenger RNA. Its product is annotated as DNA repair family protein. The record is from RefSeq and is a predicted model, not a curated record. The transcript has a single exon. Gene Ontology annotation, biological process: DNA repair. The coding region runs from base 270 to 1262 and encodes 330 amino acids. NCBI's taxonomy places the organism in Eukaryota, Fungi, Ascomycota, Dothideomycetes, Pleosporales, Trematosphaeriaceae.